AUGGCCGGCAUGGGCUACGGUGCCACGCUUGUCGCAUGUCGUGGGGAAGAACGGCUCGUUGAGAUCGAUGUGGUUGGCUUGGAUGGCAGCAGCUUCCGGCUCGGUCCCGUCUCUGAGUCUCUCACCGGUGCUCAACUCUUGCAACGGAUCGCACAGCUGGUGCCGAAGGUGGCUGGGAGAGUGCGGGUGCAGAACGGCUCGGAAGCGCUUUCACUGCAAAAGACUCUAAAGGAACAAGAUCUGGUUGGGGAAUCACCUUGUGUGUCCUACAUCUAUGAACCAUCCAGCUUACAGGAUGCCUGGAACCUGCUACAAGGCUUGCCAGCCGAUGAUCCAGCUCUCCGGGCACUGGAAGGAAUCAGCCACAUGGAAGGAGUGGAAGCGGCACGGCUCAAUGAGCUGAGGAUUCUUCCCCAAAGCCUUCGGAGUCUCAGCUUCUGCGAUCAUCUCAACCAGUGUCAAAUGGAGCACGUCCAAUGGCCGAGUGGCUUACAACGUCUGGUGUUGGGUGACGGCUUCAACAAACGCUUGGAUCACGUGGCUUGGCCCAGUAGCCUUUGCAGUCUGACCUUGAGCGCUUCCUUCAACCAGACUGUGGAGGGAGUCAGGAGCUGUUGGAUGAUUGGAAGGCUUCUUUUGCACCUCCCCAGGACAUGGAUCGCGGGGAUGCUUGGCUCAACGCUGCUCGUGAGGCACAACUCCAGACCAGUGGGCUGGCCGCAAGGAGACCAGCGUUGCUCAUGCUACUGCUGA
Molecule: messenger RNA, 753 nt
Organism: Durusdinium trenchii
Lineage: Eukaryota; Dinophyceae; Suessiales; Symbiodiniaceae
Source: the annotation of a GenBank genome assembly